Messenger RNA from Musa acuminata subsp. malaccensis (wild Malaysian banana), 2598 nucleotides. RefSeq names its product subtilisin-like protease. The record is from RefSeq and is a predicted model, not a curated record. Gene Ontology annotation, molecular function: serine-type endopeptidase activity. Gene Ontology annotation, biological process: proteolysis. NCBI's taxonomy places the organism in Eukaryota, Viridiplantae, Streptophyta, Magnoliopsida, Zingiberales, Musaceae.
AGGCAGAGUCCUGCGUAGCAGUGGCUGUCCGUUUCCUCAAAUAAGGUAAUUUGCACGUGGAAUCAUCGGAAGCUUCCUUCUCCACCGUUGCAAUGGAGCACCGCGGGCCACUCGUCCUCAAGUGCUGCGUUCUCUUCCUGUUGUUGAACGGUUUGGCAUUUCGUGUGAGCCAAGGCCAGCUUCUUCCCGUCGUCGAUGACCGAGGAGACAGCACGACGUCGUACCGCCUCAGGACUUACAUCGUCCAUGUCAAGAGGCCCGAAGGCGCACGUCUGCUCACCAGGCAUGAGCUUAAGCAGUGGCACGAGUCCUUCCUUCCCAACACCACUCUCGACUCCGGGAAGCGGCGGCUCAUCUACUCGUACCGCGAGGUCAUCAGUGGGUUCGCCGCGAAGCUGACGCCCGAGGAAGCGACGGCCAUGAGAUCCAUGGAGGGGUUCGUGUAUGCACGACUGGAGGUGACGCAUCGGAUCGCGACGACCCACACACCGCAGUUCCUGGGGCUGAGCCAGACGGGGGGGGCUUGGGACUCCGGGAACGAGGGCAAAGGCGUCGUCAUUGGGGUGCUAGACAGCGGGAUCUGGCCCCAUCCCUCCUUUGGCCACGACGGAAUGCCGGCUCCGCCGCAGAAGUUCAAAGGGUCUUGCAUCCCUUGGAGUGGUGUUACCUGCAACAACAAGAUCGUCGGGGCCAGGGGUUUUCUUGAAGGUGAAGAGGUCAUCGCCAUCGAUCACCAUGGCCAUGGGACGCAUGUGGCUGGCAUUGCAGCUGGCAACUUCGUCGAAGGUGCUGAGGUCCUUGGCAUGGCGGCCGGCAACGCCUCCGGGAUCGCACCCAAAGCUCACCUCUCCAUCUACAAGGUGUGCUUUGAUGACGUGGACUGCCCCGACUCUGGCAUUUUAGCUGCCAUCGAUCAAGCUAUCGAGGACAGGGUCGACAUACUGUCAAUGUCUUUGGGAACUACUGCCGCGACGAGCUACUAUUUCGAAGAUGCCGUUCAACUCGGCUCGCUCACAGCACUGCGUCACGGUAUCGUCCCCGUCACCACCGCCGGCAACGGAGGCCCCAUGUUCAACACACUGCACCAUGACGCGCCGUGGGUUUUGACCGUCGGCGCCACCUCUACUGACCGGAGAAUAAGAGCCAAGGUGAAGCUUGGAAACGGGGAGGAGUUCGCCGGCGAGUCUGCUUACCAACCUGACUCCUUCGAUUCAUCCAUCAUGCGCACCAUCGUGUACCCUGGCGAGGAUCACUGCUCCGCCGAAUCACUUAAGACCAUCGACGUGCGUGACAAGAUCGUUCUUUGUUCUGCUGGUCAAACAGAGGAGGUCGACAAGGGCAAGGCGGUCUCUGAAGCGGGAGGCGCCGCCAUGAUCAUCAUGAACCGAAAAAAGGAUGGUUACACUACCAGUGCCGAGGCUCACGUCCUCCCAGUAUCUCAUCUGAGCUACGAGGACGGAUCGAAAGUCCUUGCAUACUUCAAAUCACAGAAAAGCUCGAGCACAGCAACGAUCAUCUUCGGUGGCACGGUUUUGGAGCAGCGGCCAUCUCCGACCGUAGCUUCGUUUUCUUCCAGGGGACCGAACAAUGGCAACAUUCUCAAGCCGGACGUCCUCGCGCCUGGCGUGAACAUAUUAGCGGCAUGGCCAUUCAUGGUCGGACCUAAUGCUAGCGCAACCCCGUCGAACCCCACGUUCAACAUGAUAAGUGGCACCUCCAUGGCAGCUCCUCACGUCGCUGGCAUCGUGGCGCUGAUCAAGAACAGCCACCCAAACUGGAGUCCUUCCGCGAUCCAUUCAGCCAUCAUAACGUCCGCCAAGGACACAGACUCCGACGGCAACUACAUCAUCGACGAGCACACCAACGAAGCCGCCAACGUCUUCGCCGUCGGCGCCGGGCAGGUUAAUCCAUCGGGAGCUCUGGAUCCAGGCCUGGUUUACGAGAUCGAUCCGGCUAUCUACCCCAAAUACCUCUGUUCCUUAGGGUACACCACCGCGAUGGUCGAGCUAAUGUGGCACGAGAGCGGAGUCCAGUGCGAAGCGGAGAAGCAUAUCAAUCCAUGGGACUUGAACUACCCUUCCAUCUCGGUGGUUCUUUCUCCCGACGAGGUGAUCAAAGUUUCUCGGACCGUGAAGCACGUCGAUGGAUCGGCGGAGACCUACCGUGCUAGAGUUACCGCGCCGCCAGGGAUCGCAGUGGAGCUCUCGAAACAGGAGCUUCAAUUCUCUGGGCCCGACAAAGAAGACACCUUCGACAUCGACAUCAGCAUCGAGUCUUUAGACAAGACCAGCAGACCCUACGGAAGAGGCAAAAUUGAGUGGGAUUCUGGAACGCAUGUCGUGACGACCCCCAUCGCCGUCGAAAUUGGUUUCUGAGCCACUUGCCCGAGUGCCAGAUCGACGUCGAUGGAGAGAAGACACUUUCAUCAUCAUCAUCAUCAUCAUUAUUAUAUAUAUAUAUAUAUAUAACGGUGUACUAUCUAAUUAGAUAAAAGCCCUAUGUAAUUACAGAAAAAGAAAUAAAAUGUUGGUCAUUAUAUAACGAGCAACAAUAAAUUUCUAAGUGAUUGGCUCAAAAUCAUCCCUUACGAAUUGGGUC